CAAUUUUAAAAGGCAAAAAUAGAUUCACAUUCGCAAGCAUCCAUGGCGGCAUGGGGUCUCGUCGAUUAUUCUUUUUCUGAAAUUGUAGCCGCGUGGGCGUGGCCGGCACAGAUCCUGAGACCCAGCAAAGACUGCAGUUUCUUGUCAUCCUAGAUUUUCUGCUUUUCUUCUGGUCGUCGUCGUGUCUCCUCCGUCUGCAAAAACAAGUCAGUCUUCCACUUUCAUGGCUGCCUCGGAAAAUGACGAAAAGAGCCUCCACCAGGAGCUCUCGCUUCCCAUCCUACUCGCCGAUCGGGUCAUCAAAUCGGCCCAAGAGGCCGAGUCCUCCAAGCUGGACUGCGCCGACCUCGCUAAGCAAGUCGACCGCCUCUCCCAGAUGCUCCGAUCCACCGUCCGAAUCGCCGCCACCACUCAGUCCCUCUACGAGCGACCCGUCCGCCGAAUUGUCGCUGACGUGGCGAAGAACCUCGACCGGGCUUUGACUCUGGUCCGGAAAUGCAAGCACAGUGGGGUCCUCAGACAAGUCUUCUCCAUAACCACCACUGCGGAUUUCAGGAAAGUUUCGAACCUUCUGGAAUCUUCCAUUGGAGACAUGAAGUGGCUUCUCUCCGUGUUCGAGUCCGACGGCGCCAACCUCUCCCUGCCUCCGAUUGCCAGCAACGACCCAAUUCUCAGCUGGGUCUGGUCUUACAUAGCUACUAUCCAAAUGGGUCAACUCAGAGACCGAGUCGACGCGGCUAACUCGCUCGCUUCCCUGGCUCGGGACAACGACCGAAACAAGAAGAUAAUCGUCGAUGAAGGUGGCCUGACGCCGCUGCUAAAGCUUUUGAAAGAAGGGUCUUCCCCUGACGCCCAAGUUGCGGCGGCCAAUGCUCUGUUUCAUAUCGCUACUGAUCUAGAAAGGGUCCGGAUUAUCAUCGAUUUAAUGGGAAUUUCGGUUGUUGUUUCGGUUUUGGGUGAUUCGCCGAUGCGGGUUCAGGCUUCCGUGGUGAAAUUGGUGUCGGAAAUGGCGGGGCUUGACCCGGUUGCGCAGGAGGAGUUUGGUAGGGAGAAUGUGACGAGGCCUUUGGUGUCUUUGUUGUCCAUGGAUACGGUUCUGGAUGAUCCGAAGGUGCAAACGGGUAAGCCUAGCAUUCAUAAUCUUGUGCAGAUUAACAAAGAGUUAGCUGUAAAGGGUUCAAAUCCCAAUAGUCGUUCGUCGUCAUUUUCGAGUCAUUAUCACUCAGAUGGUAGUAGUAGAGGGGCGCAUUAUAGGAAAGAGAGGGACAGAGAGGCUGAGUCCCCUGAGGUGAAGCUUGAGCUCAAGGUUGGUUGUGCCGAGGCUUUGUGGAAAUUGUGUAAAGAGUGCUUGUUGAAUAGUAGAAAAGUUACUGAGACUAAAGGGUUGAUUUGUUUGGCAAAGAUUAUUGAGACGGAAGUAGGGGAGUUGCAGCUGAACUGCUUGAUGACUGUGAUGGAAAUAGCCGCAGUGGCUGAGUCCAAUCCCGACCUUAGAAGAGCGGCCUUUAAGCCUACCUCUCCGGCUGCAAAGGCGGUUUUGGAUCAGCUUUUGAGAGUGAUUCAAGAAGAGAGUAGUCAAGAAUUGCAAAUUCCUGCCAUUAAGGCAAUUGGAUCAUUGGCAAGAACAUUUCCUGCUAGGGAAACCCGAAUCGUUGGUCCCUUGGUUGCCCGGCUUGGCAAUGGGGAUGUGGAUGUGGCAACUGAGGCUGCUAUUGCAUUAGGGAAGUUUGUGAGUACGGACAAUUUCAAUUGUGUGGAGCAUUCGAAGACGAUUAUUGAGUUUGAUGGGGUUCCUUCUUUGAUGAGAUUGUUGCGGACCACUGAUCGAAUCAACGAACGGGGUCACGUCAACUGCUUAGUACUACUAUGUUAUCUAGCAUUGCAUGUUGGCAAUAGCAAGGCUCUUGAACAAGCACGAGCAUUGAAUACACUUGAGGGGGGAGCUCGUUCAGUUGUAGCUCAGAAUCCUGAUUUGAGGGAUUUGUUUGCCAAAUCCAUGCACAAUCUCACUCUUUAUCAGGCUGGAGCUCAUCCCCACAGGCAAACCUACAUACCCUAGAUUGCCGUAGUUUUAGUCAUGUGAGUUUAUCCUGUAUUUGUAACAUAGAGAACAACAAAUUGGUUCCUUGCCAACUAAUGAAACCCAAAAUUCAAUGGUGUCGGAAAUAGUUGUUUUGUAAUAUAGAUUGAUCGUCAUUGCACUGUGUCAGCUGUUGUCUUUGACUAGAUGAGUGGAUGUUAAAGGUAUC
Messenger RNA from Prunus avium (sweet cherry), 2249 nucleotides. RefSeq lists its product as uncharacterized. Gene Ontology annotation, biological process: cell surface receptor signaling pathway. Gene Ontology annotation, molecular function: protein binding. The record is from RefSeq and is a predicted model, not a curated record. Lineage: Eukaryota; Viridiplantae; Streptophyta; Magnoliopsida; Rosales; Rosaceae.